Pyrus x bretschneideri (Chinese white pear) is the source of this 1651-nucleotide messenger RNA. Its product is annotated as non-structural maintenance of chromosomes element 4 homolog A-like. Gene Ontology annotation, cellular component: nucleus; Smc5-Smc6 complex. Gene Ontology annotation, biological process: DNA repair. Bases 329 to 1453 code for a protein of 374 amino acids. The record is from RefSeq and is a predicted model, not a curated record. Lineage: Eukaryota; Viridiplantae; Streptophyta; Magnoliopsida; Rosales; Rosaceae. The transcript is spliced from 7 exons.
AACCGUCCAUCGUGUUGACUAACCAGUGCCCUUGUACCAUGAGUCCACUUCGCGAGGAGCAAUCAAAAGGGAGGUGUAGAAUCCAACGGCCGCGUAAAACAGAGAUGAAGAGGGAAACCAACUCUUCAAAUUCCUAUGAAUAUUAGGGUUUUAUUUUUCACUUUUUUAAUUUAAAUUCUCGAAAAAUAAUUUCGAGCCCCGAAGCUUCUGUAAACGACAACCCUAAUUAUAUUUAACCGGGAAAGUUACUGACAAAAUAUUUUUCUAUUAAUUUUCUUGGUUUGUAAGUUUUGCCGGGAAAGCUCGGAGAGAAAGUUGCCUUGCAGAGAUGGUGAAGCGUGAAUUCGUCAGUAGCGGCAGCGGUGGAAGAGAUGAAAUUGAACGACCGCAAGCGGUGCCGGACCGGAGAGCUCUCCGAUCACGCUAUUUUAAUGUGAAGAGCAUUAUCCACGAUAAAAGAGAGGACAUUACGAAAGUGGAUUCGGAGAAGUUCAAUUUGAUCAUCAAUGAAGUGGAGAGCUUGCAUGAGCUUGUUCAAAAUCCGAGAGAACAAGUUGCUGACGCAGAAGCGCUUUUGGACAUUACAACCCACUUGAUGAGCUCCGUCAAGGCACAUAACAAGGAAGGAAUCACAACUACAGGUUUCGUCAAGUGUAUUCUCAAACAGUUCGAGAAACGAAGUCAAAGUGGAAGCAGCUCAGUCUCAUGGAAGGAUAUUGGAAGGGCAGUCUCGCAUGUUUACCAGAAACCUCCCCAAUGCUGCACUAUGAUUGGACCUAUGAGUCUUGAAGUAAAGCAACGGAAGAGUUAUGUUCGUGCAAAACGCGUGAAGCCUACAGAAAAUGAUACCCCUGAAGAGCUUCAUGAUGCUGUUGAAGAAGAGCAACCGGAGACUGUUAAAAAUGUGUCAGCUAUGUUCAAUAUCUUGAGGAAGAAGAGAAGAGUUAGGUUUGAAAAUCUAGUCUUGAAUGGGAAUUCUUUUGCGCAGACGGUGGAAAAUAUAUUUGCCCUCUCGUUUCUAGUUAAAGAUGGGCGGGCGGAACUAAAAUUGAAUGAGGAAGGCCAUCAUCUAGUUUUGCCAAGGAAUGCUCCUUCUGCUGAAAAAAUUGCUUCUGGGGAGGUUACUUACAGACACUUUGUCUUCCGAUUUGAUUUCCAGGACUGGAAGUUCAUGAAAGAGAUUGUUGGGGAUGGCGAGCAGCUGAUGCCACACAGGACCUAUGAAGUAAACAAAUCAAGUGAUCAUCAAGGCGAUUUGCAAUGCAAAGAAUCUCAAACAACGCCAAUUAGGAAGCUCUCCAGAAACAGAGGCUUGGUUAUGCAGGAGCAGCCAGUUGGGGAAGGCAUGGCUGAGCCUGAUACUAAUCAAUCGAUUGUGGAAGACUCGCCUGUGCGCGAUUACGCUCAAGAAAGCGCCAAUGCCAUCCGAAAAGGGAAGCGUAAAAUGAUGUGAAGCUGUAUCAAGGGAUGAAGAUCAUGAAGUAUACUUAUUUUGCUGACAAAUAGGAUUGUUGGUCUAUAAGUUUAAACCGGCUUGUAUAGGCAGAUGCAUUAGGACUAGGACUUCACCAUCAUCUCUUUGGUCCUUUUCUCUUUCACUUCCUUUAGUUUACGCUAUUAUGUAAAAGAAAAUUCACAAUAUUUUGGCCAA